Messenger RNA from Ceratitis capitata (Mediterranean fruit fly), 1952 nucleotides. RefSeq names its product actin-related protein 8 (gene Arp8). Gene Ontology annotation, cellular component: Ino80 complex. Gene Ontology annotation, biological process: regulation of DNA-templated transcription; double-strand break repair. The transcript is spliced from 2 exons. The coding region runs from base 148 to 1863 and encodes 571 amino acids. Lineage: Eukaryota; Metazoa; Arthropoda; Insecta; Diptera; Tephritidae. The record is from RefSeq and is a predicted model, not a curated record.
AUAACAUUAUUUGGGGCAUAAACAAAUUAUUAAAUUUUUAUGUGUUGAAUGUUUAUAAUUAAUGUGUGAAAGAGAUGCAGUAAAAGAAUCAUAUCGUUUGCAAAUAUUUAUUCUCACCACCUUAUAUUUGCUUGUUAAACCGGCUAAAUGCACGCGCAACGAAUAAUAAUAAUACAUCCUGGUUCCCUUUACUUAAGGAUAGGAAGAGCAUCUGAUCUUAAUCCUAUUACGCUUCUCCAUGCAGUAGCUUAUCGAAGACGGAAUAAUAAAAGUUCUCAAGAGCAUAAAGAUGCUCUGCUACCCCAUGUUCAAAAUUCAACUGAUACUCUUGCUGAAUUUGAGGAGCAACGACUGCAGGUGUCUCAUUCCAUACAGUCUUAUGCGCCUCCCAAUGAAACUAAUGAACGUAGUGCCAAACGGUUAAGGAUUGCUACGCCACCGCAACAAAUAGCUACAUUCAACAGACGCAGUAUUCCAGAGUGUAUUGCAGAAGGAGAGAACUGUGAACGCAUCAAAAAUAAAAGCAAUAAUUCUAUAGAAUGUGAAAAGCUUUUCGAUAAGGAUAUAUUAAUGUUAAGAGAAGAAGAAACCUAUGCUUACAACAUUCAUUUUCCUAUGAGGCGUGGUGAACUCAAUAUUCAUAAAGGUGUGGGAGGUUCAACUGCCGCUGUUAUAUCUAAUAUGGAAACUAUUUGGUCAUAUGCGCUGAACGAACACUUAAAUAUUAAAAGAGAUUCACUACCUCAAUACAGCGCUGUGCUUGUAACAUCAGAUAUCUAUAAUCGUAGUCAUUUACGUGAAUUGACUACUUUGCUCUUACAACGCUUGAGGUUUCGCUCAUGUUUCUUAUUACAAGACCAUGUGGCUGCGACUUUUGGUGCUGGUCUCAGUUAUGCUUGUGUUGUUGAUAUUGGUGAUCAAAAAUGCUCAAUAUCUUGCGUUGAAGAUGGUAUUAGCCACCCAGAAACACGAGUACGCCUAUCCUAUGGUGGUGGGGAUGUAACACAAGUAUUUUUAAAUCUGCUGCGCAAGUGCAGCUUUCCAUAUAAGGAAUGUGACGUCGAGAAGGACUAUGCUGAUGCCGCGUUAUUGAUGAAUUUAAAAGAACGUUUCUGUCACCUUACGUUGGACGUGUGUGGUGCACAGGAAAGAAGUUUCGAGGUAAAGAAAUGGAACAAACGUAUGAAAUAUACACUUCAGAUUGGUGACGAGUGUGUGGUAGCACCACUAUCUCUCUUUCAUACAGAACUUUUUAAUAUUACUGGCAAAUUGAAACAGGCAUUUGUUCAGUUACGAAGUAGCCAACAGCCGGAUCCAGAGGAUUGUUUCGAUGCCGAAUAUAUCCGAGAAACUGGACGUCGAAAUGGUGGGAGAGACCAAUUACUUGAAGGCUCGUUACCAGUGACAGGAGAAGCAGCGGAAGAUGAUUUAGUUGUUGACGAUGUCGUAGAACGUGACAAUAAUAUUAAGACUAGUGAUAAGGAUGAACUUUUGUACAUGGUCAAUGGUCAGAUUAUGCCCAUUGAUCAGGCUAUAGUGCGCUGCAUCGAACGAUGUGCAACAGAAGAGAUUAAACGUAAAAUGUAUAGUUGUAUAUUACUCGUCGGUGGCAGUACAAAAUUUUCAGGUUUUGCAAAAUGGUUGGAGCAACGUGUUACGCUGCAGUUGGCGUCUACGUCGACUUCAUAUUCAGCAUUUGAGAUUAAUGCAUUCAGUAAAGAAAUGGAUGCAGGAAUGAUAGCUUGGAAAGGGGCAGCAAUAAUGUCUUGUUUGGAGAGUGCACCCGAGUUAUGGAUUUAUGCUGGAGAAUGGGAGAAGUAUGGCUUGCGCAUCUUGCGUGAAAAAGCUCCGUUUAUUUGGUAAAUAGAACUGAACUCGGAAAACAACUAAUAUAUUUUGUAUUUUUUCUAUAUAUGUACAUACACAAAAAAUUAUUUUAUUUUUACCUUAUU